UGACAGUUCUUUUAUUUAUUUAUCUGCACGCGUGUGCUAGUUUGGAGUUCCCCAAAGGAACCGUUUUUCGUGAAUUUCCUGCAGAAAACGGUCCAAUAUGAGAAUCGAAACUUGCUACUUCUGUUCCAGCAAAAUCUUCCCGGGCCACGGAAUGGUAUUUGUCCGGAAUGAUUGUAAGGUAUUCAGAUUUUGUCGUUCCAAAUGCCGCCGUGCAUUCAACAAAAAGAAGAACCCAAGAAAGAUCCGCUGGACCAAGGCGUACCGCAAGACCAAUGGCAAGGAGCUGACCAUCGAUCCGUCGUUCGAAUUCGAGAAACGCCGCAACGUUCCAGUGAAAUACAAUCGGGAGCUGUGGACCAAAACUGUCGAUGCCAUCAAGAAGAUUACGGAAAUCAAGGAACGUCGAGAGAGGCACUUUGUUAUGGAACGACUACGGAAGGCACGUGACCACGAAAUUCACAACGACAUUGUGGAUGUACAGAAGAAUAUUUCUCUGAUUCGGUCACCGGCUGUCGGACUGAAGGAGCGACGCGCCAAGGAAGAAGCCCAACAGUCCGCUUUGCUGAUGGACGUCGAAGACGACGAGGAGGAGAUCGAGUACGUGGAUGCCCGCCAGUUGGAGAAACAACUGGAGGAAUCUGCCGGUCAGCUGGAAGACGCCGAAAUGAUGAGGGCGUAAUGGCAGUUUAGGUUGGUAAGCAAGCGUGAGUUAAGGUAUCGAUUGUCUAUAGUUACUCUAUAUUUAAAACAGUACGAAUGAAGCAGAACAAUGCAGGAAACAA
This is a messenger RNA of Armigeres subalbatus, 782 nucleotides long. RefSeq names its product probable ribosome biogenesis protein RLP24. The record is from RefSeq and is a predicted model, not a curated record. Bases 98 to 679 code for a protein of 193 amino acids. The transcript has 2 exons. Gene Ontology annotation, cellular component: nucleolus. Lineage: Eukaryota; Metazoa; Arthropoda; Insecta; Diptera; Culicidae. Gene Ontology annotation, biological process: ribosomal large subunit biogenesis.